GCCGGGCCGGGGAAGGCCCUGCCGGGCGGCGGCGACAACAGCAGCGACGGCGACCGAGCCAUGGUCGCCCCCGGGAACCCGGACGGCGGCCCGAAGGCGGCGACGGCGGCGGGGGGCGCCGCGAGCGGACGGCGGACGCUACCCCUGCCCGGCUGCCUGCCCACGCUGGCCAGCGCCCAGGUGAAGAGGCUGUCUGCCUCCAGGCGGAAACAGCACUUCAUCAACCAGGCCGUGCGGAACUCGGACCUCGUGCCCAAGGCCAAGGGGCGCAAGAGCCUCCAACGGCUGGAGAACACCCAGUACCUGCUGACCCUGCUGGAGGCCGACGGCGGCCCGCCGGGGCUGGAGGACGGCGACUUGACGCGGGCCGCGGCUCCGGGCAUCUUCGCUGAAGCCUGCAACAACGCCAGCUACGUGGAGGUGUGGAACGACUUCAUGAACCGCUCCGGCGAGGAGCAGGAGCGGGUGCUGCGCUACCUGGACGGCGACGGCCAGAGCAAGGCGCGGAGGAGGGGGCCGGGUCGCGGGGAGGACCGGCGGAGAGAGGACCCGGCCUACACUGCCCGCGAGUGCUUCCAGCGCAUCAGCCGGCGCCUGCGCGCGGUGCUCAAGCGGAGGCGCAUCCCGAUGGAGACGCUGGAGGCCUGGGAGGAGCGGCUGCUGCGGUUCUUCUCAGUGUCGCCGCAGGCGGUGUACACGGCCAUGCUGGACGACAGCUUCGAGAGGCUGCUGCUGCACGCCGUCUGCCAGUACAUGGACCUCAUCUCGGCCAGUGCCGACCUGGAGGGCAGGCGGCAGAUGAGAGUGAGCAACCGGCACCUGGACUUCCUGCCCCCGGGGCUGCUCCUGUCCGCCUACCUGGAGCAGCACAGCUGAUGGCGGCCCGCCGAGACCGCCUCGCCCUGUUUUUAGAUUCUGUCCUGGACGCCUGCCCCUCCUGCCCUGCCCCGCCCCGCCCCGCCGCUCCUGCCCUGGGACUUGUAUUUGGGCGAGGAGGCCGGGCCUGGGCACCUCCACUUCUUUCAGUUUUCUCUGGCCCUGUCGGAAGCCCUACCAGGGGAGGGAGGCUGAGUUUUAUCCCUUUAAUGCAUUUGUCGUGAUGUGCUGUAGGGUUUUAAAUUUCCCUGUGGGUGGGGAAAGCCGCACCCCUGCCCCAGCCCUGGCUUGGCCGUCCCUGCCUCUCACUUGGCUGGGGGUGGGGCGCAUCCCCAGGACCUGGCCCCUUGCCCCAUGAGCAGUUUGUCGUGCGUGUGUGCGCACACGCGUGUCCAUGCGUGUGCCCCGGGACCCAGGACAGAGGCUUUGUCCUGCGGGCCGGUUUUAUGCGUUUUGUCCUCCGUGUGUGUGUGUGUGUGUGUGUGUGUGUGUGUCCCCACCGCGGGCCCCCCUGCUCUCCACCCCGCUGCCCCCUCACUGAGGUCCAGGACUUCCGGCCAGAAGCCGCUGCCCUCGGUGUCCCCCGCCCCCUGCCUGGCCCCGCCCCCUGCGCGGAGCUGGCCUGCACCCCUGUCCCCCGCGUGUGGCUUGUGCUUUGGGGAAUGGGAAGGGUUUAAUAAAUUUCUGGUGCUCUGGC
Molecule: messenger RNA, 1573 nt
Organism: Oryctolagus cuniculus (rabbit)
Lineage: Eukaryota; Metazoa; Chordata; Mammalia; Lagomorpha; Leporidae
Gene: R3HDM4
Product: R3H domain containing 4
Molecular function (GO): nucleic acid binding
Source: RefSeq, a predicted model, not a curated record